Molecule: messenger RNA, 3533 nt
Organism: Seriola dumerili (greater amberjack)
Lineage: Eukaryota; Metazoa; Chordata; Actinopteri; Carangiformes; Carangidae
Gene: cfap61
Product: cilia and flagella associated protein 61
Exons: 25
Coding region: 87-3521 (1144 amino acids)
Source: RefSeq, a predicted model, not a curated record
GUUCUAAUUUCACCCACAAGUAAUAGAAAGUUAGCUUAUAAAUCUAGUAUUGUAGUUUCUCAGAAAGGAACCCGCUAAAUCUGAAGAUGAGGACCAUAACUUCAGACAGCGGUGAAGAGGAAAAUGUGGCCGUGAGAAGAAGUGAAUCAGCGGAUGCUCAGGGGAUUGACGGCCUCAUCAGCUUCUCAUCUCUGUCGGUGUUUGGAAGAGUGAAUGUUAUUCAGCUUCUAGAGAAAGCCAACCUGGCUGUGACCCUGGCCAAUGAAAAGGACGAGAUCCUGGCCCACGCUUCCUUCUUUGAUCACCCUGUUGGAGAUUUGGUGGAUCAGGCUCACUGGGAACCUUUCCUGCAGGAACACUUCAGCGCUGAAAACUGCACGGUGUGUUAUCCACUGAACACACUCUUCCUCCACCUAUUUGUGGCACAGUUGAAUUUUGCCACAGCAAGUGUAAAGGAGAUAAUGAGGGCUGUCUUUAAUGCCGUCGCAGAGGUGGAAUACGUCUGUCUGCUCAGCCCAAACAUCGACAACUUAGAGCCAGCGCUGGAUGGCAUGUUUGAGCCGUUGCAGCGCCUGACUGACCCGGGGCCACAGUGCGUAGCGUUAAUCUGCCACAGACAGGAGCACUGUCCAAGGCUGCACAUCCGGCCUGCCAGGGUUGACGAUCACGAUGACAUUAUGCGCAUAUUUGAGAAGCAGACAAAACUAUCCUCAGUCGUAGAUCAGCCGUACUUCCUGGCAGAAGUCAUUGAGGCUCAGAAUGAAGAAAGUCACUCUGCUGUCUAUGAGAUUGAUGGAGUUGCUGUUGGCUUCAUCAGUGUUACGUCUGAUGUUGAUUUGAAACAGCUGCGCAACAACUUUGAGCUCAGUGGAUUCAAUGGUUUGUACAAACCGCAGCAAACCAAACCUGCUGCUGCUCGUUCUGACCUGAGAGACGAUGAAGAGGAGGAGAGGCGGACCCAAAACUCCACCCCUCAACAGGAGGAGACGCAGGCAACCGGAGCUGGAGGGUUUUCAAAGAAACCCAACGCGUUCUCUAUCGAGUUCUUCAUCAUUGACAAGCAUUAUGAAAUGAGAUCAGUGGACGUUAUUCCAUAUGUAUUCAAACUUUUCCCUGACCUGGAUUUCUGCGUCAUCACGGUACCGACUCUUUCCCACGAGUUUCCGUUGCUGCAGAGUUUCCUCAGGGUGCCGGCCCGCGCCACCAGCUUGCUGCUUCGCGAACUCUACAUUUUCCACCGCGAUGGGCUGAGGCCUGUGGACGUGAGGCCGGCUGUGGCUGCAGACCGGCCCGCGGUCUCUGAUCUAGUAAAGGGUCUGAGACGGCACGAGUCCCUGCUGCAGGACCUGGACUGCUUCUACAGGACCCGCAGUGACCCGGACGGGGUGCCGCUGCAGGCCUUCGUGGCUCAGGUGGACAGUCGGGUUGUGGGGAUUCUGAUCAUCAGAGACGAGCAGGACGUGGAGUACAUCCGUGCCCACUACAACAUCGAGAACUUCAUCUACUUCAGUCACCACAGCUACGAGGAGCACGCUGAGAUUCGCCACUUGGUCCUGAAACCCUCCUUCCAGCACUUCACCAAACACUUGUUUAAGGAGGUCCUCCGGCUGGCUCACAGAUCCUGCCUGCACCACAGACUCUACCCCCCCUAUCGCAGCCAGGAGGAUUCCUGCGUCCACCAUCUGGAUUUCGUCCUCAACUGUGCAGUUCCCGUGCGCCCGCGACGCCAAAUCAUCUACCCACUGGAGGAGCUUGGCAUCAACGCCCCGUCCAGGCGGAUCACCGAGGACCAGGCACCGUUUGCUCUCAGCCUCAUCAGCAGAAAGUUAACCAUGGAGCCAAAGGUCACUGUUAAUGCCAGGAUUGUCGUGGUGGGGGCGUCAGACACAGGUUUAUCGUUCCUUGAGGUGCUCUGUUUCUGCCCUCACCUGAGGUUCAACAACCUGACCCUGGUCUCAACACACGGUUUCCCCGGCGACUAUAACCACGAGGACGUCGGAUUCCUGUCCACAAGUCAUGCAUACAGCAGCAGAGACUUGGCCCAGCUCCCUCUUCACUCCUGCAUCAACGUGGUGACCGGGAAGAUGGUGAGCAUCAACAGGAAGUCCAAACACAUCCGGGUGUCUGGUGGUAGGAAGGUUCCCUACGACCACCUCAUCCUCUGUACAGGCCUGCAGCACCGGGUGCCCUGCCCCUCCGGUGUGGACCUGAGCCAGCCGGUCACUAAUAGCCAGCUGCAGCCUCAGUCUGCUCACCGCAGGUACACCGGGCCCGUCCCCUCCAACCUCUUCACCCUCAACGACCUCUAUGACUGCAUGGCUGCUCGCCGCUGGCUGUGCGCCAACUUUGUAGAGCUGGAGGAUAAAGCCAUCGUGUACGGAAACAACAUCGAUGUCUACACCACAGUGGAGACUUUGCUCGGCCUUGGCGUCCACGGGUCUCGUAUCCAUCUCGUCCUCCCGCCUCCUGAACCCGGCGUCUCCUGCUUCGGUGACCCCGCCGUGGAGGAAGCCGUGGCGACUGCAAUGGAGAAGGCCGAGGUCCAGGUCCACCGCAACUGCCUGCUGGCCCAGAUGAACAACGGCGAGCACCCCGACCUUCUCACCUCAGCGUCGUUCACCACCGACUCAGAGCCUCUCCAUCUGCAGUGUGGCGUGUUCAUCAACCUCUCCAAUAAAGGAGUCGACUACGACGCCUUCACGAGCAUCAACAACUCCUUCCUGGUCUUCGACAGCCGACUCGUCAUAAACGCCGCUUUCCACACCAGCGACUCGGCCGUUUGCGGCGCCGGACCGCUCACCAAGUUCUCCCGUUGCUACCACACGGACGAGUGGUCGCACGCCCACUUCAACUCCAAGGAGGUGGGCCGGGACCUGGCAGCCGCGAUGCUGCCCCUCUUUGACCCGACGCUGGAUCCCGCCGACGAUCCCCCGCCUGAAACGGAUCGUCUCGUCCCGCUGUACAAACAGGCCAAGAUUCGAGGUGGGAAGCUGCCUGGCGGAUACAACUACCUGCACGUUACUAAACCGUCUGCGAGCAACCUGACUGGUCCUACUGUUAAACAUCUACAGGACAGAGGGAUUGUGACCGGACGAGUGGAGACGGGGAACUACUUCUGUUUGCAUCUGGACUGCUUCGAGCUGGUGGAGACGCUCACCUGCCUCUCUCUGAAGCCCCUCCCCGUCUCCAAUUACCUGACUCUGUAUGGGAAACACCAGCAGCUGCUGGGCCAGCUGCUGAGCCGCUACAACCAGGCCCUGAUCCACGAUCUGUACAGCUUCUUCAGACAGAGCUGCUGUUUGGCCGUUUAUCACGACAGAUUCUCCGACUUUGAGCAGGAGCUUCAGCAGAUCACCUCGACCACACUCAAGGACGAUGAGUGGAGGCAGAAGGUGAUGAUGGGCGGACAGGACAGGUUUGAAGACGCUGAGACUCGAGCUGCGGUGAGGAGCAGCGCUGUGAAGUAUCUGACCUACAACAGGAACCUGCUGCCCAUGUUCGCCUGCCCGGGACAGCUGUGACAACGGACGACA